Molecule: messenger RNA, 990 nt
Organism: Fragaria vesca subsp. vesca
Lineage: Eukaryota; Viridiplantae; Streptophyta; Magnoliopsida; Rosales; Rosaceae
Product: UDP-glycosyltransferase 74F2-like
Exons: 2
Molecular function (GO): UDP-glycosyltransferase activity
Source: RefSeq, a predicted model, not a curated record
AUGGCAAGCAGUGGCUACAGAGCUCACGUUUUAGCAAUUCCUUAUCCCGCUCAAGGCCACAUAAACCCACUACUCCAAUUCUCCAAACGCCUAGCCUCCUCUAAGGGCCUCAAGGUGACUCUAGCCAACACCGUCUUCAUCGCCAACUCAUUGAACCUACCCAAAUCGGCAGGCUCCGUCCAACUUGAGACCAUAUCCGAUGGGUAUGAUGACGGCGGCUUUGCCCUAGCUGAAAGCAUCGCCGCCUAUCUGUCCCGGUUACAAGCCGUGGGUUCCAAAUCCGUGGCCGAGAUCAUUACAAGGCACAAGGCAACACCAAACCCUAUUGACUGCAUAAUUUAUGACCCCUUCUUGCCUUGGGCUUUGGAUGUAGCCAAAGAUUUUGGUCUAGCCACGGCUGCCUUCUUUACUCAAACCUGCACCGUUAAUUACACUUACUAUAUUGAGCAUCAUCGUCCUGGACUGCUUAGGAGUCCAGCUUCUUGCCCUAAUAAUCUUCCUCUCGGACUGCAUAUUCUUGAGCGUCAAGAUAUGCCGUCCUUCUUUUCUGUCCCGGGCUCGUAUCCAGCUUACUUUGAGAUGGUGUUGAACCAAUUCUCUAAUACCGACAAAGCUGAUUUCAUCUUCGCCAACACUUUCUACAAGUUAGAGGAGGAGGUGGUGGAUUCGAUGUCUCAAGUUUGUCCAAUGCUGACAAUAGGGCCAACGAUUCCAUCUGCAUACUUGGACAAUAGCAUCAGAGACGACAAGGAUUAUGGGGUUCAUCUGUUCAAGACAGACUACUCGGUUUGCACCGACUGGCUCAAUACCAAGCCGGCAGGCUCCGUCGUGUACGUAGCCUUUGGUAGUAUAGCCAAUCUAAGUGACAAGCAAAUGAAGGAACUUGCCUUGGGGUUGAAGGCAACUAACUUCCACUUCUUGUGGGUGGUCAGGGAUUCAGAAGAGGCAAAGCUUCCCGAUAAGUUCAAAGAAGAGACGGCCGAGAAAGGG